AUGAUGCCAAUGUUCUUCCUAAUUCUGUUCAUCCUCAACAAAGCCAAUGGUAAAUUUGUGUUAAACGCGGAAAGCUCAUCGAUUGUUGUUCUACGACAUAUUCGUCUGAUGACAGAUGAUGAGUAUUAUCGUAUUCGUUGUCCAUACCAUUUGAAUCACUUAACUCUCACAUUACUGAACUAUUCCAAUGGGAUCUGCUAUGAUUUGUACACGAAAUCUAUCAAUGAUGGCUGUAUGAACUAUCGGUCUCCUUGUCGCUACCACGCCAAACCUAUUCAACUGAGUUGCAAUAGCCAACCAUAUUCAAAACAUGUCGAUAUCACUUAUCAAUGCUCGUCAUCACCUUCGAAAUUGUCUCGAAUAUUUUUACCCGACAAUGAAAAAAAAGCAAUAUCUCCCAUCGCAAAUAAUCUACCUUUUCUUUCUACACAUCAUCCACCCAAAGCUGCAACUGUGCAUGCGUUAACAUUUCCAUCAAUGUCAUCACAUAUUGAAGAAAGCAUCGGAAUAUUUCUUGUUGGCCUAGUAACAGUGUUUCUUCUGUGGUUAACCGUAUGUUGUAUAUGGUUCAUGCGUUGUGGCCACAUAAAUGAAGAAGAUGAUGGAAAAUGCGAAUUAUUAUCCUUUCAACCUGCUCAACAAGCAGAUCUAGUUGAUUUUACCGUGCUCACUGAACGCAUGCCUACGAUUGUUGGAAAUCUCUCCGGCCAUACAAGUACAGGUGGACUUGAAGCUGUUCGCCUCCAUGUCAAUCCCAUCGAAAAUAAACGUAUAUCAUCAUUGAAAAUGACACAAAUCGAUUGA
Molecule: messenger RNA, 804 nt
Organism: Adineta ricciae
Lineage: Eukaryota; Metazoa; Rotifera; Eurotatoria; Adinetida; Adinetidae
Source: the annotation of a GenBank genome assembly